Panicum virgatum (switchgrass) is the source of this 885-nucleotide messenger RNA. RefSeq lists its product as uncharacterized. NCBI's taxonomy places the organism in Eukaryota, Viridiplantae, Streptophyta, Magnoliopsida, Poales, Poaceae. Bases 1 to 885 code for a protein of 294 amino acids. The transcript has 2 exons. The record is from RefSeq and is a predicted model, not a curated record.
AUGGUGCAAGUCAAGGCGCCCUCGCUGGCGGGCGAGCAGGCGCCUGAUCUGGACCUCGUCGCGGUGGUCGACGUCAGCGGGAGCAUGGCGGGGCCCAAGCUGGAGGAGGCGAAGCGCGCCGUGGGGCUCGUCGUCGACAGCCUCGGCGCCCGCGACCGCCUCAGCGUCGUCGCCUUCUCCGGCGACGCGCGGCGGGUCGUCCCCCCGACGCGCAUGUCGGGGGACGGCAAGGCCGCGGCCAGGCUCGCCGUGGAGUCCCUGGCCGCCGGCUCGACGACCAACAUCCGAGCCGGUCUCGACGAGGCGGCCAAGGUGGUCGAGGAGUGCCGGCGCGACAACGAUGCCGCCGGCGUCAUCCUCCUCUCGGACGGCAUCGCGGCGAUCAAGUCCGGCCGCUACAAGAACAUUAUCACCACCACCGACGGGGAGCCGGCCUGGGUCGGCGUCGGCGAUCUGUACGCGGACGAGGAGAGGCGCUUCCUCUUCCUGUUCGAUGUCCGGAGGAUCGGCGACGCCAACCGCAACCGCACCCUUCUCUGCAAGGUUCGCUGCGAGUACAUGGACGCGGCGACCGGGCAGGAUGUUUCCGUGGAACCGGCAUACAACGGCUUUGACGUGGACGCCGAGGUGCUGAGGCCCCUCGACGUCGCGCCGGCGAUGGAGGUCGAGCGGGAGCGCCUCCGCGUGGAGGCGGCGGAGGACGUGGCCCUAGCCCACGCGGCCGCGGAGCGCGGCGCCUACGCCGAGGCCGCGCGGAUCCUCGGCGCCCGCCGGGAGUCGGCGGUGAGCCGGGCGGCGGCGGCGGCGCUGUCCGGCGACGCGGCGUGCGAGGCGCUGGCGGCCGAGCUCGACGAGCUGCGGCGGGCGAGCGGGAGUACAGGCUGA